AUGUCUAAGCUAACGGCCCCCUUCCACAAUAUCUUCUCGCAUCGGAGCACCUCGGUGACACCGUCGGCGGAUGUAACCCCAGUCUCUAGCGAUGAGCAGCAAAAAUAUGGCGGGGUGACGACCAAUGACGUCCCUGAAGCAGAUGCUAUUCUCCACCCGGGAGAGCUGAACUUCGACGAAGCCACUGCUGGUGGUUUAGGGCGUCACCUAGGACUAUGGAGUACGACUUUCCUGAUCAUUGGUAGGAUAAUUGGGACUGGCAUUUUCAGCACACCUGCAAGCAUUACAGGGAGUGUGGGAAGCGUGGGCGCGGCACUGAUGCUUUGGGUCCUUGGUCUGCUCUUGUCCUUUUCCGGCCUGCUUGUAUGGCUCGAAUUUGGAUGCAUGUUUCCUCGGUCUGGAGGUGAGAAGGUAUACCUUGAAGCUGUGUAUCAACGCCCGAAGUUCCUUGCUACUGUGAUCUUCAGUACACAGGCCAUCUUGCUUGGGUUUACAGCUAGCGGAUGCAUAGUCUUUGCUUCAAACAUCUGGGUGGCAGCUGGCCUUGUUGCAUCUCCCUGGCAGCAACGCGGCGUUGCCAUUGGAGUCCUCGUUGUCGUUACUGCCGUUCACACUUUCACGCCAAAGAUAGGCGUGUGGGCUAUGAAUGCCUUGAGCAGUCUGAAAAUUAUCAUCCUGGUAUUCAUCAUUGUGACUGGAUGGGUCGUCCUCUCUGGUCGCAUUGACACGAUUCCUGACCCUAACGCGUCCUUCCGUAACGCAUUCGCUGGUUCCGUGCAUAGCUCCGGACCCUAUGCCACGGCACUUUUCAAGGUUCUGAAUUCUUACGUCGGCUGGAGUAACGCGGCAUACGUCCUCAACGAAGUGCGCCGGCCCGUCCACACCCUGAAAAUUGCCGGUCCAUUGGGCCUCGGUAUCUGCGGUGUCCUCUAUCUCCUCGCAAAUGUUGCUUACUUCGCUGCGGCAACGCCGGAAGAGAUUUCCAAGUCAGGCAUCACGGUCGCGUCGUACUUCGCACUCAAGGUCUUUGGCCACACAGCCCAGCGCGUCAUAUCCGUCUUUGUUGCUCUUAGUGCUCUGGGAAACGUUCUAACGGUCACGUUUGCGCAGAGCCGUGUAAACCAGGAACUUGCCAAAGAAGGUGUCAUACCAUUCCCACGUUUCUGGGCCUCCAACUGGCCAGUUGGUAGUCCCUCGGCAGGAUUACUACUCCAUUUUAUCCCGUCGCUAAUUGUCAUUGUUGCCUUCCCAGCCGGCACAGCGUACAUCUUCAUACUUGAUGUUGAGGGUUACCCAGGCGCCGUCGUCAACUUGUUUGUUGUGGUGGGGCUGUUUAUCCUCAGGUGGAAAGCUCCCAAUCUCCCUCGGCCAUUUAAACCUUGGCUUGUCGUUCCCCUGUUCUUCCUGGCUGGCCAAUGCUUCUUACUAGUGGCACCCUUCCUGCGUCCUCCUGGCGGGAUCGGAGACACUCCUCCAAUCCCAUACUGGGUGUAUCCUCUCGUCGGCAUCGCGAUCCUUUUGGGCGGAGUUGUGUACUGGGCUGUAUGGCGUGUUCUCAUCCCUUAUGUGGGCGGAUUUGAAUGGGUUGAGAGAAAAGAAACGCUUGGCGAUGGCACAGUGUACACUAGGUUUGUGAAGGGAGAUAAGUCUCUGUGAUUGAGUCUAUAGGACUUCGGGAUGGUCUGGUUGUUGGACUUAAGUUGAUGUAGGAGAGUCGUGCGGUUG
Messenger RNA from Pseudogymnoascus verrucosus, 1725 nucleotides. RefSeq lists its product as uncharacterized. Lineage: Eukaryota; Fungi; Ascomycota; Leotiomycetes; Thelebolales; Thelebolaceae. Bases 1 to 1656 code for a protein of 551 amino acids. The record is from RefSeq and is a predicted model, not a curated record. Gene Ontology annotation, molecular function: L-amino acid transmembrane transporter activity. Gene Ontology annotation, biological process: amino acid transmembrane transport. Gene Ontology annotation, cellular component: membrane. The transcript has 3 exons.